This is a messenger RNA of Fraxinus pennsylvanica, 300 nucleotides long. NCBI's taxonomy places the organism in Eukaryota, Viridiplantae, Streptophyta, Magnoliopsida, Lamiales, Oleaceae. The record is from the annotation of a GenBank genome assembly.
AUGACGGAGCUUUUAAGGCACUCGAAAGCCAUGGAGAGAUUGGAGAACAAGGUGAGACUAGUAGUUGGAAGCAAAUUAGAGAUAACAGAGGAAGAUUUAGACAAAAUGCCAUAUUUAAUGACUCCGAUCAAAGAGAGUCUAAGACUACAUUACCGAUCGGUAAUGGAAGUGGAGGCACUUCCAUUACCGAUCACUCAAGAAUUAACCCAUGGCACUAAAAUAAGAUGUUGCAACUUGAACCCGAGUGAUUAUCAAUGCUGGGGAAGUCACCAGAGACCCAUUGUUGUGGGAAUCUACUGA